AGUCGGAGCUGCACCCGAAACGCGCAGCCGCGGACCAACGUGCGUGAAUACGGAAAGAAAAAUUAAUAAAUGAAAAUUUAAUUUAGCCGGAUUAUUAUUGUAUUACAAUCAACACAAAAAGAAGCAACAGUUGGAUCCGAAGAACAUUCAUUUAUCUGUACUGAUACGGUGAUCUUGGAGGGAACGAACGACCGAAGGUUUAGCUAGCUACUGAAAAUGUCCCUGGUUUGUGCAAUAUCAAAUGAGGUCCCGGAGCACCCGUGCGUGUCGCCGGUGUCCAACCAGGUGUUCGAGCGGCGGCUGAUUGAGAAGUACAUAGCUGAGAAUGGAGCAGACCCUAUGAAUGGGCAGCCUCUGUCAGAGGAACAGCUGAUAGACAUUAAAGUCUCUCACCCCAUCAGACCCAAAGCUCCCUCAUCCACUAGCAUCCCAGCCAUCCUCAAAGCUCUGCAGGACGAGUGGGAUGCGGUGAUGCUCCACAGUUUCACCUUGAGGCAGCAGCUGCAGACAACGCGUCAAGAACUAAGCCACGCCCUCUACCAGCACGACGCCGCCUGCAGGGUCAUCGCCCGUCUCACCAAGGAGGUCACUGCUGCCAGAGAGGCUCUGGCCACUCUGAAGCCACAGGCAGGAUUGGUGGUGGCUCAGGCAGUCGCUUCCCAGCCCCAUGUCACGGCUGGAGGUGCAGGAGAGUCCAUGGAGGUCAGUGAGCAGGUGGGAAUGAUACCAGAGAUCAUACAGAAGCUGCAAGACAAGGCCACGGUCCUGACCACGGAGAGAAAGAAGAGAGGAAAGACAGUUCCAGAAGAGCUGGUCCGAACGGAGGACCUCAGCAAGUACAGACAAGUCGCUACCCAUGCUGGUCUCCACAGUGCCAGUGUGCCUGGGAUCCUGUCUCUGGACCUGUGUCCCUCCGACACCAACAAAGUGCUCACUGGUGGGGCUGAUAAGAACGUGGUGGUGUUUGAUAAGAAGGAAGAGCAGAUCAUCGCAACCCUGAAAGGACAUACCAAGAAGGUCACCUCUGUCAUCUACCACCCCUCUCAGUCGGUAGUGUUCUCGGCCUCUCCAGACAGCACUAUCCGCGUGUGGUCCGUUACCGGGGGCAACUGUGUCCAGGUGGUGCGGGCUCACGAGGCGAGUGUCACCGGGCUCUCCCUCCACGCCACCGGAGACUACCUGCUCAGCUCCUCCGAGGAUCAGUACUGGGCCUUCUCUGACAUCCAAACAGGUCGUGUUCUCACCAAGGUCACUGAUGAGGCUGCAGGAUGUGCUCUGACCUGUGCCCAGUUCCACCCUGACGGUCUGAUCUUCGGGACGGGGACGGCCGACUCUCAGAUCAAGAUCUGGGACCUGAAGGAGCGCACCAACGUGGCCAACUUCCCCGGCCACAUCGGCCCUGUCACCUCCAUCGCCUUCUCUGAGAAUGGAUACUACCUGGCUACAGGUGCACAGGACAGCUCAGUGAAGCUCUGGGAUCUGAGGAAGCUGAAAAAUUUCAAAACCAUCACCCUGGACAACAACUAUGAGGUGAAGUCCCUGGUGUUUGACCAGAGUGGGACGUACCUGGCUGUGGGUGGCACUGACAUCAGGGUCUACAUCUGUAAGCAGUGGUCCGAGGUCCUCAACUUCACAGAACACACUGGGGUGGUGACAGGCGUGGCCUUUGGGGAGCACGCCCAGUUCCUCACCUCCACUGGAAUGGACAGGAGCCUCAAGUUCUACAGCCUGUAACAACACGGAUCAUAUGAGCACAGUGAUGGAUGUCUCUGAUUGGCUGGCCUCUCUGAGGUCACGCUGAGGAUGUAUGCAUAGGAAGAGACUUUGGCUGUGUCCCAAAUGGCACCCUAGGGAAAAGGAUUCCAUCUGGGGGGGGACAGACCCUGCAGCAGCAGUUGAUCAGAAGGGACAUGAGGCUUGAUUGGAUAAUAAACUGAGGCUAGAACGUUAGAAUGGAUUUUUAACUGAUAUGCUCUUAAUAAUAAGGAUCGGACCCUUUUUUUCAAUUUUCGCCUAAAAUUACAUCCCUAAAUCUAACUACCUGUAGUUCAGGAACUGAAGCAAGGAUAUGCAUAUUCUUGAAAACAUUUGAAAGGAAACACUUUUGAAGUUUAUGGAAAUGUGAAAUUAAUGUAGGAGAAUAUAACACAUUAGAUUUAUAAA
Molecule: messenger RNA, 2163 nt
Organism: Oncorhynchus tshawytscha (Chinook salmon)
Lineage: Eukaryota; Metazoa; Chordata; Actinopteri; Salmoniformes; Salmonidae
Product: pre-mRNA-processing factor 19
Exons: 16
Coding region: 217-1734 (505 amino acids)
Biological process (GO): mRNA splicing, via spliceosome; protein ubiquitination; DNA repair
Cellular component (GO): U2-type catalytic step 1 spliceosome; Prp19 complex; cytoplasm
Molecular function (GO): ubiquitin protein ligase activity; protein binding
Source: RefSeq, a predicted model, not a curated record